Rubroshorea leprosula is the source of this 750-nucleotide messenger RNA. Lineage: Eukaryota; Viridiplantae; Streptophyta; Magnoliopsida; Malvales; Dipterocarpaceae. The record is from the annotation of a GenBank genome assembly.
ACCUAUUGCGGACGUUAGCUUGUUUAACCGGACCUGUAGCGGCGUCUGCUCGUUCUUGUCGCCUGUCAAUUGGCUCAUCAUCUGGCCCCAAGUCGUGUUCAUUCCAACGGAAGUGACAAGCAUCCGAGCAUACCCAUCAACCACCUUGGUACCAGAAAUCAAAAAUGGGUUUUGCUUUGAAUUCACCUCAACAUGGUCGCUCUCCCCUGUCAUGCUGGAUUCAUAAAAUCAAUUGGUAAUAGGUGGCUGAUAACAUAUGAGAAAAAAUUGUUUCUAGGAUCUCAACCAUGUCUACUCCCUCAAAUAAUGAGAACAGUAAUAAAAAGCUCAAACGUGAGGCACUAAUAAAAUUGCAAGAAGUGUACAACAACUUCAGAACGAGGAGAAAGUCAGCAGAUUGUGCAGUUUUCAUUGAGCAGAUCUGUUGGAAGAUAUUAGAAUUUGACGAACUAAAACGGAGUUCUAUAUCGUUCUUUAAUAAAGAGAAACAUGAAACUGCUAUUUCUCGUUGGUUAAGAGCAACAACCAGAGCCGCCAAGGUAGGAAAAGGUUUAUCAAAGAAUGAUAAAGCUCUAAAGCUUACUUUGCAGCAUUGGCUUGAGGCGGUAAGUCAAGUGCUCUAGAAGGAGUUUAGUUCACUAAUGUUUUUUCAUUAGCUGUUUCUGAUUCUAAUUCUCUUUGUUUUUGUUUAGAUUGACCCACGGCAUCGAUAUGGACAUAAUUUAAAGUUUUAUUAUGAUAAAUGGUUUC